UCAAUGGUUAGAUCUCAAUGGAAGCCGGAAAAAGACUAUCUACUGCUACCACCAUUUUUCUAUCAAAUAAUGAACUUACCGGCUCAGUUCCCUCUUCAAUUUGCUCCAAAAAACCUGUAUUAUACUCUGGUCUUGCAGAUCUUGAUGUCUCCAACAACAAACUAUCAGGGAUGAUACCUACUACUAUAAGGUACUGUACUUCUCUGGAAUAUCUAAAUUUCGGUUUCAAUUACCUGACUGGAAAUGUUCCUAAAGGGCUUGAACAAGCAAAGGGAUUGCAAAUUCUGAAACUAAAUGACAACAAUCUUGAUGGCGAUCCUCUUUAUAUCAUCAGUGAACUUCCAGAUCUGCAAGUUCUCAUCUUAGGGAAUAACAACUUUGGAGGAGGUUUAUCUGAUAUGGUUGGUUCACUGAACAUUAUGAUUCUCUCUUUAAGUUCAAACCAUUUCAACGGCUCAAUUCCUAAAGAGAUUUUCGAUUUGGAUCAACUACGAAUAUUAGAUUUAUCGGGAAACAAGUUCACAGGGUUAAUUUCUAGGAAAAUAAGUAAUUUAACAUUGCUUAAAAGUCCAUAUAACUCUUCGUACCGUAUCAGUGGCGAUUAUGAUUUUGAUGUAGGAUUGCAGAUGGCGAGCAAAUGGAUCAUAAUACAAUAUGAGAAACUGUAUAGAUACUAUUCAGGAAUAGACUUAUCCUCCAAUGAACUUGAGGGAGAAAUUCCUGAAGAGAUAGGUCUAUUAAAAGGACUCUCCAUGCUAAAUCUAUCACACAAUCGGCUCUCGGGUGAAAUCCCAUCAAGUGUUGGACUUAUGAAUGGCUUAGAAUCCUUGGAUCUGAGUUACAACAAGUUGUCUGGAGUUAUCCCACCAUCUUUAGCAUCUAUGGAUUUCCUUGGUUAUUUGAACCUAUCUCAUAAUAACUUGAGUGGAAGAAUACCAAGAGGACUUCAUAUGGAUACGUUGAGCGGAGAUGGUUCGGCAUAUGCUAAUAAUAGUUUCUUGUGUGGGUACUUUACAAAGAAUGCUUGCGAGGGCGAUCAGAGCAGCGAUACUGGUAAUAAUGAUUACGAAAAUGAAGAUGGUCUAGAUCAUACAAGAGAUAAGUGGUAUUUUUUCGGUGUUGUUGCUUUGGGGUUUAUAAUUGGAUUCUGGGGUCUGUUCUUUGGUUUGCUUUUGAAGAAAGAGAUAUGGUGGUUCGGGUAUUGGAGAUCUGUCGAUAAAGUAGCUGCUAAAAUAGUUCAUUUUUUCUUGAAAGAUUGAUUAUUGUAUUUGUAUUUGUAUUUCUUUGUUUGCUCAAUUGUUAUAAAUGAUAAUCUUCUAUAUUUGAUUA
Molecule: messenger RNA, 1329 nt
Organism: Papaver somniferum (opium poppy)
Lineage: Eukaryota; Viridiplantae; Streptophyta; Magnoliopsida; Ranunculales; Papaveraceae
Product: receptor-like protein EIX1
Exons: 1
Coding region: 18-1259 (413 amino acids)
Molecular function (GO): protein binding
Source: RefSeq, a predicted model, not a curated record